GAAGAUAAGAACUAUUAAAUAUAUGUAUGUGUAUAAACAAAAUUCUGACAGAUAUCUAACGUUCGGGAGCCAUAAUGUCAGGACUGUUGUUAUCAUCAAACUGGUGUUGUAUAGCAAUUGUAAGCAUUUUGUUAAUAGGUUUACACACAACUCUAGCAGAAUGCCCAGAUGGAUGGACUCGCUUUCAUGAUUCUUGUUAUUUCUUUGGACACCAUGACAUGACUUUCCUAGAAUCCACGCGUUUCUGUACACAUUACAAUGCUCAUCUUGUAAUCAUAGAAGAUGACGUAGAAAACAAAUUCAUUGCAAGCGUUCUUGAAGAACUAAACAGUAUUCGACACUGGAUAGGACUAACUGACGAAAUAAUUGAAGGGACAUGGAAGUGGUACAGUACAGAUGAGGUGGCGAAAUAUACAGACUGGUAUCCAGGGCAACCCGAUCUCGGGAGUAGAGCUAAUUGUGCGAAUAUCUAUAGUUCCGCACCAUAUGCCUAUCACUGGUUAGAUGACGAGUGCACGUAUAAAUUUAGGCCCAUCUGCGAAAGAGGGUUAAACACAGAGUCUGUAGUCGUUGGCAAGUAGAAUCUGCUGCAGUAAAUACACGAUUUGUCAAUUGACUUUUAAUAUAUUUGUGGUUAUGUUUCAUUACCAUGAGAAAAUAAAUUAACUAGACACAGA
Mercenaria mercenaria is the source of this 677-nucleotide messenger RNA. Its product is annotated as C-type lectin domain family 10 member A-like. Gene Ontology annotation, molecular function: signaling receptor activity. NCBI's taxonomy places the organism in Eukaryota, Metazoa, Mollusca, Bivalvia, Venerida, Veneridae. Bases 75 to 581 code for a protein of 168 amino acids. The record is from RefSeq and is a predicted model, not a curated record. The transcript has 5 exons.